CCAUCCCCUGCCCCAUUGAUGUGUUAUUACUGGGGGGGCUGGAGCAGUAAAAAAAGAAGAAGGAAAAAAAGAGCGGGGCUUGGCGGUGAGAGGCUGUGCGCGGGGCUGCGGGGCAUCGGUGGCGAUGGAAGAACUGACGGCGUUCGUCUCCAAGUCUUUUGACCAGAAAGUGAAGGAGAAGAAAGAGCUGGACAUGGGCGCCGCCGAGAGAAGCAGGGAGCCCGGCAGCCCGCGGCUCACCGAGGUGUCCCCGGAGCUGAGGGAUCGAAAGGAGGAUGCGAAAGGGAUGGAGGACGAAGGCCAGACCAAGAUCAAGCAGAGGCGAAGUCGGACCAAUUUCACCCUGGAACAACUCAACGAGCUGGAAAGGCUUUUUGAUGAAACCCACUACCCGGACGCCUUCAUGCGCGAGGAGCUGAGCCAGCGGCUGGGGCUGUCGGAGGCCCGAGUGCAGGUUUGGUUCCAAAAUCGAAGAGCUAAAUGUAGAAAACAAGAAAAUCAACUCCAUAAAGGCGUCCUCAUAGGGGCUGCCAGCCAGUUUGAAGCUUGUAGAGUUGCACCCUAUGUCAAUGUAGGUGCUUUAAGGAUGCCAUUUCAGCAGGAUAGUCAUUGCAACGUGACGCCCUUGUCCUUUCAGGUUCAGGCGCAGCUGCAGCUGGACAGCGCCGUGGCGCACGCGCACCACCACCUGCACCCGCACCUGGCUGCCACGCUGGCCGCGGACUCGGCCUCCGCCGCCUCCGUCGUGGCUGCCGCCGCCGCCGCCAAGACCACCAGCAAGAACUCCAGCAUCGCGGAUCUCAGACUGAAAGCCAAAAAGCACGCGGCCGCCCUGGGGCUGUGACGCCGACGCCAGCGCCCCGGUUGCGCCUCCAGCGCGGCGUGCACCCACCCCGCACGCCCUCCGCGCCCCCCGCGCCCCGCUGCUUCUCCGCCGUCCCCUCCGCACUCCCGGAGCCCAGCCUCUUGCCGCCCGGCUGAUCGCCCCUUGCCCGCUUCAGCGUCUCGGACUCGGAAGGCAGGACUCAGCGUGGGACCUGCGAUCCCUCAAGGCGCGUCCACGCGUUGGCUGCUGACCGUGCAGCUAUCCAAGGGCCUAGCGUUCAGAUUUGCAGGGGCGGGUUUGGGGAAGUCUGGAGAGUUGUUGGACACGGGAGUGCUGGGACCCCGGAGUGUGGCUUCUGGCAAAGCUGCAAAGAUGGACUCUUGCUCAGAAAUAAAAAUCCUGUUAAUUAAAAAAUGAACAAAAAAAGUAGAAGAAACGCACAGAAAACAGAAAGGGAACGUGUUUCUGAUUACUAUUUGAAAGAAGCUGAAAUCGGAGAGAGAACCAAGGAACACACACACACACAAAUUAAAGUAUUUUAUAUGUUUAAAAAUAUGGAAAAAUAACCUGGAAGAAUCUCGAGAGAAUGGGGGGGGUUGGGGAGUUACCAACUGAAAGUGUAUGCCCGCCCCCAUGGGCAAAGAAGGCAAAAUGGAAGGAAGAGGUAUACUUAUUUAAAGAGUUAAGAUUUUUUUAAAAAAGGUGCGCAGCUGGGAAGUUCACAGGUUUUGAAACUGACCUUUUUCUGCGAAGUUCAUUUUAAUACGAGAACUUUGAUAAGAGAGGCGGGCCUCCUUUUACGUUGAAUCAGAUACUUUGAGUUAAAAACCACCACGAAUGGAAGAGCAAGAAGAGGGAAGAGAGUAUAAAAACAAGGAGAGAAAAAAAUGAUAUUAAGGAAAAAAAAUGAUACCACAGUGAUUUCUCUGAGGAAAAUUACAGCAGAACUGUCCAGGCUGUUGGCAGUAAAUUCCAGUUUGCAUGUUACUUUUAUUCCAUUGAUGGUGUCUUCCCCCUCCCUGCUUACUCACAUGUACUUACUUCAUUUUCAUCUUCAGUACGAAAAACAAUACCAAAAGCAUCUGGAAAUUGAUGUCUAUCUAUAUCUAUCUCUAUAUAUACUUUUGCCCAGUCUUUGAUCCUUGGGGACAAAAGAAAAAAAGUUGGAAGGGAAAAACUUUACACUCUGAUUGUCCCAAGAACACGGAGGCGGGCAGACAAUGUGGGGAAAGGCAAAAGAAAACAAAAGAAGACCAAAUAAAAUAAUGAAGGUACAGCGCCUGCCAAGGUGCCCAUAGGAGGCCCUGAGUGGUCAUCCCUGUCCCUUCCCCUCCCCCUUUUCUUGUCUACCCUCCUGCUGGUUACCUGAAGUCCUAUUUGAGGACCCUGCUUUAUUUCCCCUCUCUAUCCCGUCCCACUCACCUUAAACAAAACCCAGCUAGAUACAGGCACUAGGUUUCUGUAAAAUAUGUUGAUACACACGAACAAAGUUUAUUUUGGCUAUAAUGUGUGAACUGACGGUUGACUUUCGACAUUUGCAUUUUAUCUCACAAAGGUGUAUAUUAAAGUACUUUUUUGUUUGUUUCGGUUCAUGUAGCUGUUUAAAAAUGGGAUACCCUGGAGUAAGCAAUCUGUAUCCCAAUGCUCUAGAAAGCCUCCUUAGUGUUUUUGUGUGUUUUUUUUCCUUCUUAUUUACAAGAAAGAAGAAAAGCUCUUUUCACUGAACUUGAGUAUGCGGUUGAGCUUUGUAACUAUUUGUUCUCCAUGAAAACAAAUUAUUUAUAUUUGCCAUAUUUUUUCUAGUGUAUUAAGUUAUUUUAAACAAAAGAAGAUGCUGUUAUUUCCAUGACGUAUUGUCGGUACAAAAUGUUUCGGUUUCACCUCUGUUAAAACCUUUUAAAUAAGUGCCAAGUUAUUCAUUGAAGACACUUUGCGAUCAAUUGAAUGAAAAUAGUAUUGUUUCAUUUGAUGGGGUACGCGUCAUCUUUGUUCCUGUUGUUAUUAAACUAUCCGAGAUAGUC
Molecule: messenger RNA, 2847 nt
Organism: Myotis davidii
Lineage: Eukaryota; Metazoa; Chordata; Mammalia; Chiroptera; Vespertilionidae
Gene: SHOX2
Product: short stature homeobox 2
Exons: 7
Coding region: 125-844 (239 amino acids)
Biological process (GO): regulation of transcription by RNA polymerase II
Cellular component (GO): nucleus
Molecular function (GO): sequence-specific double-stranded DNA binding; DNA-binding transcription factor activity, RNA polymerase II-specific
Source: RefSeq, a predicted model, not a curated record